This is a messenger RNA of Tinamus guttatus (white-throated tinamou), 1110 nucleotides long. Lineage: Eukaryota; Metazoa; Chordata; Aves; Tinamiformes; Tinamidae. The record is from RefSeq and is a predicted model, not a curated record.
AUGUUUCUCCCAUCUCCUCCCAGGUUCAGCCGCCAGUGCGUGAUAGACAAAGACAAGAGGAACCAGUGCCGAUACUGCAGGCUGAAGAAAUGCUUCAGAGCUGGCAUGAAGAAAGAAGCGGUGCAGAACGAGCGCGACCGCAUCAGCAUCCGGCGGAGCAGCUACGAGGACAACGGCUCCCUGUCCAUCCACGUGCUCACCCAGGCCGAGGCCAUGGCACAGCAGUACUCGUCGCCCAGCCCCGCGCACAGCGCGGAUAUCGCCAUGAAGAAGGUCGCCACCAUCAACGACGUGUGCGAGUCCAUGAAGCAGCAGCUGCUGGUGCUGGUGGAGUGGGCAAAAUACAUCCCGGCCUUCUGCGAGCUCCCGCUCGACGACCAGGUCGCCUUACUCAGAGCCCACGCAGGGGAACAUCUGCUCCUCGGAGUGGCCAAGCGCUCGAUACCAUAUACUGAUUUUCUACUAUUAGGCAAUGACUUCAUCAUCCCAAUGCACUGCCCGGAGCUGGAGAUCGCCCGUGUGGCCACCAGAAUCCUGGACGAGUUGGUGAAGCCCUUGCGAGACAUCCAGAUAGAUGACAACGAGUACGCUUGCCUUAAAGCCAUCAUCUUCUUCGAUCCAGACUGCAAAGGCCUGAGCGAGCCCGGGAAGGUGAAGAACAUGCGAUUCCAGGUCCAGGUCAACCUGGAGGACUACAUCAACGAUCGCCAAUACGACUCCCGAGGCCGCUUCAGCGACAUCCUCCUCCUCCUGCCGCCGCUUCAGAGCAUCACCUGGCAGAUGAUAGAGCAGGUCCAGUUCGUGAAGCUCUUCGGGGUGGCGCGGAUUGACAGCUUGCUGCAGGAAAUGCUGCUGGGAGGAACCACUAUCGAUCUCCAGUACCAGUCAGGACCUCCCAACUUGAACCUGGACCCUCUGCCAGGACACGUCCUGCCAAGCAGCAUUAGCUCUGUGAUUCACACCGCUCCAGACCCGUCUCCCGAGGCCUCCCUUCCGUCUCCAUCCACGAGCACCGGCAGCGAGGACUACAAGCUGGGCCCGAGCGCAGGCCCUGCCGCCGUGGCGCAGCUCCUGCCGCAGACAGUGAUCCCGAAGCAGGAAAUCCUAUAG